AAAAGCGACCAGGUGCCUGUCGUUGCUUCGAGUUCGCAGGGAACCUCGAAGGAUUAUCCUGAUGCGGUUCAGGCCCAAAGAAGCCCGGGAGCAACGACCGAGCCGGAGAGAUCAUCGCAGGCAUCAUUUCCAGAUGAAUAUGGGAAGUUCAUCAAAGUAGUCUAUUACAACAAAACUAGCACCGUUCAACUAUAUGAAAAAAAAGCAGCCGCGACUGAACCGAUCUCAUCACCAACAAAAUCUCGACGGAACUCUAUGUUCACGAAAUUGAGACGUGCUUCUAUGCCCAAGGCAACAAUUAGGGAACUCUACGCAGUCAAAGUGUUUCAUGAAACCAAGCCCGACUCACGUCAGGUGCUUCUUUCUCGAGACAGAAGUGGAGACUCUCCACUUUCUCAUCCUAAUAUUCUCUCAAUCAUCGAAGUUCUGUACAACAAGCAGGGUAAUCUGUGUCUCGUCAUGCCAUUUUGUAUUGGAGGCAACCUGCAUACCUUUUUGCAACGAGAAGCCAGAGCAAAGGAAUAUCUGCCCGUGGAGGAGGUCGACUGUUUGGGUGUUCAGAUCUUGCGUGCGGUCGGCUUCCUCCACGAAUGGGGUAUAGCUCAUGGAGAUUUGCGACCAGAACAUGUACUCCUCACAGGCCGAAGCGCGAUCAAGGUGAGUGGCUUUGGGGAAGAUGAAGAUGCAGUACGGAAACUUGUUCGACUUUUGAAUCAUGGAAGUUCCACUUCGUCUCCGUCGGGACUCAAACCUGGAGAAGUCGCAGAAUCUAACUCGAAGCCACUUUUGUGCAUUCACAGAGGGGUUUCGGAGCCAAGUACUCCGUAUCUUCCUCCAGAGAGGUUUUCCAGUCGCCGUGACUCUGUUCGUCAAGGCUAUACACAUCAACACAUCUACGAUAUCCGAGCCGGAGACAUAUGGGCAUGCGGGAUGAUCUAUAUGUUGUUACGCGCUGGCGAGCUCCCCUGGCGUAGCGCGCAGAGAAUUGAUCCUAAGAAAUCCUACUCUGAAUACCUUCACAGUCGUCUGAAAGAAGAUGGGUAUGGCCCCAUACAGGCUCUCGAAAUGCACUGUCGGAAUGUGGUCUAUGCCAUGUUACAUCCGGAUCCGGGGCUGAGAAUCACCGCAGAAGAAAUCUUGAGAUCUGAAUGGGCUCUUUCAACUUCAGUUUGUGAGAUUGGAGAGAAGGGGUUAUGA
Messenger RNA from Penicillium cinerascens, 1197 nucleotides. RefSeq names its product kinase-like domain-containing protein. The transcript is spliced from 2 exons. Gene Ontology annotation, biological process: protein phosphorylation; intracellular signal transduction; intracellular monoatomic cation homeostasis. NCBI's taxonomy places the organism in Eukaryota, Fungi, Ascomycota, Eurotiomycetes, Eurotiales, Aspergillaceae. Gene Ontology annotation, molecular function: protein serine/threonine kinase activity; ATP binding. The annotation marks the transcript as partial. The record is from RefSeq and is a predicted model, not a curated record.